Molecule: messenger RNA, 2328 nt
Organism: Mycena citricolor
Lineage: Eukaryota; Fungi; Basidiomycota; Agaricomycetes; Agaricales; Mycenaceae
Source: the annotation of a GenBank genome assembly
GCUUGUUCACCUCGUUCUGUGCUCUGCUGCGAAUCGUUUCAUGCGGGCUUUACGGGUAGCUUCGUGCAUAGCUUCUUGAACAAUCGGUGUCUCAGAGGUUCACACUCUGGUCGAAGCAGCAGCAGCACAGGCGAAGGCGAUUAAAGGCGAUGUUCAUCGGAAACGACACAGACACCAAACGCCGUGAUUAUUCGCAUCUCAAUGGAUCGCUGAGGAUAUCGACCAAGGGCUGCGCAGAGUAAGAAAAAGGUUUCAUACCCACGGGGCGGGAAGGCGAAGACGCUCGUACAGGCGCAGAGAUACCUCAACUCGAGAAAUAACUCAACAUCAACAAGGAACAAGGACGCCACGCGAUCCAAUCCCCGCCCAAUCAAUGGAAUGUAUUUGUAAAGCGAGCGCCGGCGGUCAGCGAAGCCUCCGGGUUGCUCGGUCCCCUGACUGAACGCGCGCGCACACAUAGAUGUGUUUAAAACCCUCAACGAUGGAGAGGCAACAAACCUUAUUGCACUUGUUUUCCGCUUCGCUUUUCCCAGCUCGCUGAGCUCUUCCACCUCCCAUUUUCUCUACGAUAGACGUUACCGACCGACAUGCCGAACGGACUGCGCACCGUCUCCGUGGCCCUGCUCCUCACUCUGGGCGCGCAUGCUGCGAGCUCGGCGCCUGCACCGACGUCGCAGGCCGAGCUCAUCAGCGCGCUGAAGAACGCGCCGACGGCGAACGACCGCAUCGCGCUCCUCAGCAAGGACUCAGACUUUGUGUUUGAUUUUGCCGACCCGGCGAAGAAGGCGACCAAGGGCGCGGGGGGAAGCAUCGUCCUCGCCAACGCCGCGUCCUUCCCCGCCGUGAUCGGGCUGAACUCCGCCAUGGCGACGGGGUUCCUCGACGCAUGCGCGAUGAACACACCACACACGCACCCGCGCGCAACGGAGAUGCUGAUCAGCGUGAACGGCACGCUCCGCACGGGCAUGAUCACGGAGAACGGCGCGCGCUUCGUCGUGACGGCGCUGCACCCCGGCGCGAUGACCGUCUUCCCGAUCGGCUCGAUCCACUUCCAGGUCAACGACGGGUGCGCGCCCGUCCAGUUCGUCUCCAGCUUCAACGGCGAAGAUCCCGGCGGGAUGCAGGUCGCCCAGCGCCUGUUCGGUCUGGCUCCGGACGUCGUCUCUGCGACGCUAGGCGACAUCGGCGUGGAGAUAGUCGCGGGACUCGACGCACAGAUCCCGGACAACGUGAUCGCCGGGACGGCCGAGUGCCUCAAGCGGUGUGGGAUCACGCGCCCCGCGCAGGGCACGACGCAGCGCCAGCCGCGCGUCUCCGGCAAUGCGUUCCCCUCUGGGGUGAGCGCCUCGAUGUACAGCAAGCCGACGGGCGCACCGCCGAUAUCGCAGACGGCGGCGUCGAAGCCUUCGGCCACCCGGAUGACGCACUUGAUCAAGGUCGGCGCCAACGGACUCACGUUCACACCGUCGAAUAUUCAGGCAGCUGUUGGAGACAAGAUCUCUUUUGAGUUCCACCCAAAGAACCACACCGUGACCCAGUCAAACUUUGCCAACCCCUGCAUGCCGCUGCAGGCCAGCACCGGCGUCGCAGGGUUCAAGUCCGGGUUCAUGCCCGUCAGUGCGAGCGCGACGACGUUCCCGACCUUCAAGAUCACUGUGAACGACACGAACCCCAUCUGGGGGUACUGCGGGCAGCAGGGCCCGCCCGUGCACUGCACCUCCGGGAUGGUCUUCUCGAUCAACGCGCCGGCCACCGGGCCAAGAACCUUCAGCGCGUUCCUGGCGCUCGCCAAGACGAACACGAACACGAACACGACCGCCGCGUCGUCCAAGUUCGCCGUCGUAUCGGAUCUGUCCUCCUCGGGCAAACCGCUGCCGACGCUGUUCGUAAUCCUGAUCGCCGUGAUCGGCGCGCUGGUGCUCGCGCUGCUCGGCCUCGGCGUGUACCUCGUGCGUGUGCAGCGCCGGAGCCGGCGCGCGGGGCAGCGGCAGCUGUACACGAGUGUCGGCGCGCCGCUGUUCGCCGCCGCCGCUGCGUCAGUCACCCCGACACUUUGUUUAUCUUGUUUUUGCUGACCCGGGUGAACAGGGAGAGCGGGACCCGGUACUCGACGUCGAAGGAGGCGUACGCUGAGGACACGCCGUUCGCGUCUGCGCAGGGUAACCUCAGCCACGGCCCGUAUUACGACCCGCACGAGCCGGGCCGCAACGCUGCGACGCCGCCGCCCGGGCCCGGGCGCGUGUGAGCGUGCGGGGAGGGCACCCAGUGUAUUUUUUGCCUAUUUGAGUACGGACGCUAGUUGUUAUUUAUAUACUAUCAUUGACCCAC